Funneliformis caledonium is the source of this 1099-nucleotide messenger RNA. The record is from the annotation of a GenBank genome assembly. Lineage: Eukaryota; Fungi; Glomeromycota; Glomeromycetes; Glomerales; Glomeraceae.
UGGUUUAUCUAAACCAUCAUUUGGAAGUCAACCAUCACCAUCAUUCGGAAGUUUCCAGCCAAGCAAUAAUAUCAGUUCUUUACCCGCAUCAACAACUUCUGGGGCAGGAUUAGGGUUCGGAGGAAUUAAGGCUACUACCGCAUCUACCUCAGGUCCAAGUUUUGGCUUGGGAAGUGUGGGAAGCGGUGGCAGUGGUUUCUUGGGUGGGUCUGGGACUGCAAAGACAACCACUCUUCCUCCUUCUCCCUUUGGAAAUUUAAAUAGACCAAGCGGUUUAGGCCCUACCACAACAGCUUCCAAUUUACAGACUGGAUUCAACCUUCCAACUUCAACAUCUCCGAGUCAAAAUUCGAAUCUUUUUUCUAGAAUAAGUAGUUUAAAUUCUACACAAGCAUCUACUAUUAAACCAUUUUCAGCAUUCAGCGCUGGCACAACCACCACAAGCGCACCAUCAAUUUUCACAGCUUCAGCUUCGACAACAACACCGGCUACACCUGUAACAAAACCUCCUUCAAUUAUACCACAGUCCACAACUGUUGGACUUUUUCAGCCUACGCCAUCGUCAUCCACAACACCUCAAUUUGGUUUAAGACCAACUUUAAAAACAUCAGUCGGUACAGGAGGAUUUACGACAGGGACAUCCAUCUCAAUUGGUGCAACGACGCAACCGUCUACAGUAACAAAUGAAACAACGUCAGCUUCAUCAGCUUGGUUAAAGAAUAGUAAUAUUGAAACCAUAAUUAAUAGAUGGAAAAAAGAUUUAGAUAUUUUUCUCAAAAAAUUUCAUAGUCAAGCAAGUGAAUUAAGAGAAUGGGACCAAAAAAUCAUUGAGAAUUCUGGAAGGAUAGUUAAACUAGAAGAAGAAUUAAGUAAAGCCGAUUUGAUUCAGUCUGAAAUAGAUUCAGGUCUGGAGAGUAUUGCAACGCGUCAGGAUGAGCUUGAAAAAAUGUUAUCGGAGUAUGAGGUGAAAUUUUCUGAACCAGUGUUGGAUAGUACAAGACCUUUGGAUAAAGAGAGAGAGAAAAAUUAUGAUAUGGCUGAAGAAAUUAAUCAAGAAUUGGGUGAAAUGAGUCAAGUUUUAUCCACCAUUAUUACUGAU